AUGAAAAGGAGAGAAUCGGAAUAUAACGUCCAAGAAGAACGCCGAACUCGCUCGAAAUCGAAACGCACUAUUAUAUGGAUAGUCAUUGCCCUUACCAUUUUAGCGAUAAUUGCAACCGCAGUUGCGCUAGUAGUCGUAUUGAGAGAUCAACUGACAAACAAUAAUCAAUCAACGCAACCUGGCUUUAGCUAUGAAGAUAUGUUUAGUUCUUUAUACCAAUAUCAAGGCUAUGAUGUCUUCUGGCAUGAUGAUGAAAUUUAUUCUUAUAAAACUACUGGUGGUGAUGUUCGUAGUCAUAACUCCAAAACCACUAGUACACAAAAUGUCAUUACGCGAGCCUCAUUGAGCUUGUACUCAGCUACGAAGACUUGGGUUAGCCCUGAUCGUCAAUUUGUCUUGCUAGCUUAUGAUGUCGUUCAGCAAUUUCGUUACUCUUUUCUUGCUCGAUAUGUGGCCUACAGGAUUUCUGACCAGCGGUUCUUUCCUUUAGAACCGUUAGGUGUUGGAAGAUUGCUAUCUUAUAUGGGCUGGUCAGCAAGUGGUCAUCAACUGUCUUUUGUCUAUAAUAAUGAUGUUUACCUUAUUCCGGAUCCUGCAGUUGGUUCACCAAUUCGAUUUACUUCUGCUGGUAAACCUGGAGUUGUUUUCUAUGGAGUACCUGAUUGGAUGAAUGAAGAACAAAUAUUAAGAUCCAAUAAUGCAAUUUAUUGGUCCAAGAAUAAUGCUUACAUUGCUUUCGGAUUCUGGAAUGAUACUUUUGUUCGCCCUUCCAAUCGAUUACAUUACAAUCCCGGUCUGUCUUACGCGUCUGUUCAUAAUAUUCGUUAUCCAAAGUCUGGCGAUACCAAUCCUUUAAAUCGUGUUAUUGUUGCUAGCUCAACGAAUCCUGCCAAUGGUUUUGCGCUAUCUGCUCCUGCAACUUAUGCAGGCCAAUUUUACUUUACUAAUGUCAAUUGGGCUACAAAUAACGAUGUUAUUAUUACCUGGAUGAAUCGAGCCCAAAGUUCAACUACGGAUGUUAUAUGCAAUGCUGUUACUAGGCAAUGCCGUACUCUAAGUAAAACGGAUAUCACCAAUGGCUGGGUUAAUCCGUUCUAUCCGGAUCCAAAAUUUAGUUCGGAUGGCUCCUAUUACUUGCAACUUCAACCUAGAACUGUUGCAAGCUCCGAAACAUAUUAUCAUAUUGCCAAAAUAUUUACAUCGAACGGCACUAAAGUCUGGAUAACGUCAGGCAGUUUCCAAGUGACUGAGAUUUAUUCGCUAGCAGAAGCCAGAAAUUUUGUUUAUUUCCAAAGCACGGAAUAUUCACGUGUUACAAGACAUAUUUACAGUGUAACACUAGAUGGAACCAAUGUCAGAACUUGUAUCUCAUGCAAUUUCAAAGCUUCUAGCGUUUGUUCUUAUUAUUCAGCGUCGUUUAGUGCCCAAGCAUCUUAUUAUAUCCUCAACUGUUUAGGACCAAGCAUACCUAAAUAUUAUUUGGUUGACGCUGUGGCUAAUAAAUCUACUGUUAUGGAGGACAAUCAUGUUGUUUCUGAAAGACUGGCUAAGAAAGAUUUAGCAAGCACCACGUUCUACACCUUUACUAGUGGUGGUUAUGAUAUUAACGUGGUUGAAUACCGUCCACCUUAUUUUGAUAUAACAGUUAAAUAUCCAGUGAUUAUUUACAUGGAUGGAACACCUGACAGCUCUGUGGUGGAUACACGAUUUCAAUUGGGCUUUAUUCAAUACCUUGCUUCCUCAAUGAAUAUUAUUGUGGCACGCAUUGAUCCGAGAGGUACAAAAGGAAGUCAGAGAAAUGAGUUUACCUAUUCCGUCUAUCGAAGAUUAGGAUUUGUUCAAGUCCUUGAUAUUGAGAAUUAUGUCACGUAUUUAAAGACGCAAGGUUACGUUGACACUGCCAAAAUAGCAGUUUAUGGCUGGGGAUAUGGAGGAUAUCUUUCAGCCAUGACUGUUGGAUCUGGUAAAGCCAAGGUAAAGUUGGGAAUUGCAGGAGCGCCAAACACCAACUGGAUAUUCUAUGAUUCCGUCUAUUCCGAGCGCUACCUCAGUACUUAUGCUACUAAUCGCCAAGGCUACGAGGAGGCUUCGGUCCUGAAUAAAAUUAGCGGUUUUGAAUCCUCCGAUUUUGCCAUUGUCCAUGGUAGCUACGAUGCAAAUGUCCUAUUUCAAAAUUCUGCCAAUUUAAUUAAUAAGCUGCAAAGCGAGGAUAUUAAGUUUAGAAUGCAGACUUAUAUCAAUCAAGGCCAUGAAAUUACAGACAAUAAAACGAUGCAUCAUAUGUAUCGCUUUAUUACCGAGGAGAUUGUAUCCUCCCUUGGCGUUCAAAAUCCGAUUCCAUAA
Trichoplax adhaerens is the source of this 2343-nucleotide messenger RNA. RefSeq lists its product as uncharacterized. Bases 1 to 2343 code for a protein of 780 amino acids. NCBI's taxonomy places the organism in Eukaryota, Metazoa, Placozoa, Uniplacotomia, Trichoplacea, Trichoplacidae. The transcript has 28 exons. Gene Ontology annotation, biological process: proteolysis. The record is from RefSeq and is a predicted model, not a curated record. Gene Ontology annotation, molecular function: dipeptidyl-peptidase activity; serine-type peptidase activity.